CCGCCGCCGCCGCCAUCUUGCCCGGUCCCCCAACACUUCCUCUUCCGGUUUGCUCCCCGGCUAACUUCCGCUUCCGGCGCUGUGGCGGAGCUCGGCAACCAUGAUCGAAGUCGUCUGCAACGACCGCUUGGGCAAGAAAGUGCGGGUGAAAUGCAACACCGAGGACUCGAUCCGGGACCUGAAGAAGCUGAUCGCGGCGCAGACCGGCACCCGCUGGGAUAAGAUCGUGCUCAAGAAGUGGUACACCAUCUUCAAGGAUCACGUCACGCUGGGCGACUAUGAGAUCCAUGAUGGCAUGAACCUGGAGCUCUACUACCAGUAGCGGCUGCCGUUCCUUCCCGGUGCUCUCC
Molecule: messenger RNA, 350 nt
Organism: Pezoporus flaviventris
Lineage: Eukaryota; Metazoa; Chordata; Aves; Psittaciformes; Psittacidae
Gene: UBL5
Product: ubiquitin like 5
Exons: 5
Coding region: 101-322 (73 amino acids)
Biological process (GO): mRNA splicing, via spliceosome; protein modification process
Cellular component (GO): cytoplasm; nucleus
Molecular function (GO): protein binding; protein tag activity
Source: RefSeq, a predicted model, not a curated record